AUGUCCCUGGACUCUGUCGUCUUCGCAACAGACCCUAAGCAUCCAGCCAACCUCAUAUGCACACUUUGCAGACAGUUUUUCCACAAUAAUUGGUGCACUGGUACCGGUGGAGGCAUCUCCAUCAAGCACCCUGAGACAGGCCACUACUUCAUCGCUCCCUCUGGUGUUCAAAAGGAGCAGAUGGAUCCUGAAGACCUCUUUGUUAUGGAUAGCAAGACUGGUGAAUACUUAAGGGUCCCAACAAACUUGAAGCCUAGUGCCUGUACUCCAUUAUUUGUAGCAUGCUAUCAACAUCGUAAUGCUGGAGCUAUUAUUCACACCCAUUCCCAAAAUGCAGUACUUAGCUCGUUAAUCUUCGAUCAAGAGUUCAAAAUUGCUAAUAUCGAGCAGAUCAAGGCGAUUCCAAGUGGUAAAGUGGACGCUGACACGGGCAAACCGUUGGCCUUACAGUUCUACGAUACUCUCACCAUUCCUAUAAUAGAAAAUAUGCCCCACGAAGACCUGCUAAUAGACUCAUUGUUAGAGACAUUUGAGAAAUAUCCAAAUACGUGUGCUGUAAUUGUAAGAAGACAUGGAAUUUUCGUUUGGGGUCCCACAAUUGACAAGGCUAAAGUGUACAACGAGGCCAUUGAUUACCUUAUGGAACUCGCAGUUAAGAUGCAUCAGCUGGGUAUACCACCGGACUGUGCCAUUGGUGAAGAGAAGAAAUUUAUCCAAAGGUUUGAGUGA
Messenger RNA from Torulaspora delbrueckii, 729 nucleotides. RefSeq names its product methylthioribulose 1-phosphate dehydratase MDE1 (gene MDE1). NCBI's taxonomy places the organism in Eukaryota, Fungi, Ascomycota, Saccharomycetes, Saccharomycetales, Saccharomycetaceae. Gene Ontology annotation, cellular component: cytoplasm. The record is from RefSeq and is a predicted model, not a curated record. Bases 1 to 729 code for a protein of 242 amino acids. Gene Ontology annotation, molecular function: metal ion binding; methylthioribulose 1-phosphate dehydratase activity. The transcript has a single exon.